Acanthosepion pharaonis is the source of this 1746-nucleotide messenger RNA. Lineage: Eukaryota; Metazoa; Mollusca; Cephalopoda; Sepiida; Sepiidae. The record is from the annotation of a GenBank genome assembly.
AUGAUCCCACCUGAGGAUGCUUCUUUUAGUUAUAUUUCAUUGCCUGAAUACUUUGUGACAGUUCCUCCAAAGAUACAGCACUUUUAUCUGGCCCUUUUUCUUCUCUCUCUUUUCUCCCUCCUCCUCUUUUCUUUCUCCUCUCUCCUCUUUUCUUUUCUCUCUCCUUCUUUUCUCCUCCCUUUCUCCUCUUUUCUCUCCUCUCUCCUCUUUUUCUUUCUCCUCUCUUUUUUCUUUCUCCCUCUCUUUUUUCUUUCUCCUCUCUCCCUCUUUCUUUCCCUCUCUCUCUUUUCUUUCUCCUCUCUUUUUUCUUUCUCCUCUCUUUUUCUUUCUCCUCUCUUUUUCUUUCUCCCUCUCUCCCUCUUUUCUUUCUCCCCUCUUUCUCUCUCUUUUCUCCUCUCUCCUCUUUUCUUUCUCCUCUCUCCUCUUUUCUUUCUCCUCUCUCCUCUUUUCUUUCUCCUCUCUCCUCUUUUCUUUCUCCUCUCUUUUCAAAGUGGUUUAUCUGCCAAACUUGAAUUCAGUCCUAAGUUCUUUCUCUUUUUCUUUUCUCUUUCUUCUCUCUCUUUUCUUUCUCCUCUUUUCUCCCCUCUCUUUUCUUUCUCCUCUCUCCUCUUUUCCUCUCUUUCUUUCUCCUCUCUUUUCUUUCUCCUCUCUUUUCUUUCUCCUCUCUUUUCUUUCUCCUCUCUUUUCUUUCUCCUCUCUUUUCUUUCUCCUCUCUUUUCUUUCUCCUCUCUUUUCUUUCUCCUCUCUUUUCUUUCUCCUCUCUUUUCUUUCUCCUCUCCUCCUACAAGCCUCAAUUCAGAUACUCUCAUAUAUCCUGGUCAUGUUAAAUUAACAGAAAAAGAGAAAAUGAAUAUCUGCUAUCUUUCUUUUCCGGACUCCAAUUCAGGUUGUAUGGGGGACACCCAGUUUCAUUUCCGAAUUCGACAAUGUCCAGGUCGAAAACUUCACAUUCCUUCACAUUCACAAUACAACAGAGACUGCCCUAUAUCAUUACAGUGUGAUUAUGCAUAUUAUUAUGGUUAUGUAUACUUCAGACAAACCAAAGAUAAAUCUGUCCGCAGAGGAUAUUUCCAAAAGUCUGUGGUGCUAAUUUCAAAACUUCCAUUCCCAAACUUAUUUUCACAACUCGUGCGGAUCAUUGCUCCUGAAUAUUUUGACAGUGGAGAGCCCAGUGUUGAGGCAGCAUGUCAUGAUAUCGACCAGUGGCCACCGCCUACACCAGGGGAAACACUAAAUUUGCCUAUAUUUGGAACAGUCUUACAGGUGAGGGUGCCGUGUCGUUCAGACAAGCUUGUGGGGAUCGUUAAUCAACAGAGGGGCCCCAUUAUGUUUUUUUUUAUUUCUUUCCUGUUUUUUCUUAUUUCUUUCCUGUUUUUUCUUAUUUCUUUCCUGUUUUUUCUUAUUUCUUUCCUGUUUUUUUCGUAUUUCUUUCCUGUUUUUUCUUAUUUCUUUCUUGUUUUUUCUUAUUUCUUUCCUGUUUUUUUCGUAUUUCUUUCCUGUUUUUUCUUAUUUCUUUCUUGUUUUUUCUUAUUUCUUUCCUGUUUUUUUCGUAGUUCUUUCUUUUUUUUCGUAUUUCUUUCUUUUUUUUCGUAUUUCUUUCUUUUUUUUCGUAUUUCUUUCUUUUUUUCGUAUUUUUUUCCUUUUUUUUUGUAUUUCUUUCCUUUUUUUAAUUUCUUUCCUUUUUUUAAUUUCUUUCCUUUUUUUUUUCUUUCCUUUUUUUUCUUUCCUUUUUUUUCUUUUUUUUAA